UUGAUGUCCUUAAGGCUAAGAUAUCAGAACAGCAACAGCAACAGAUGGCUCAGGAAAUGCAGCUGACAACAUUGCACACGGAGCGCCAGGAGCUACAUGAGCAAGUGGAAGUGCAACACAAGAAGUGGCAAGAGGCUGUGCAAAAGAUUCAGACUCUUGAAGCAGCUCAAGUGGUUAAUGCUGAGAAUGAGCAGAAAUUGAAGGAAUUAGAGAAUAAAAUGACUCAGCAAGAACAAGACUCUGUGAUUGUAAAGAACAUGCGGUCAGAUCUAGGUCGAAUUCCUGAACUGGAGAAAGAGCUUCGACAGCUGAAGGAGAAGAAUGCCUAUUGCAGGGAGGUGGAAGAUAACAAUUCACUGCUGAAGGAAGAAUUAGAAAGUCUUCGUAAAAAGCUUGAACGUCUCGAGAAGUUAAAGGAAGAGAAGGUUGCUCUGGAAUUGGAAAAUGAGGAAGGGUUGGUGACGAUUCGCCACGGCAGAUUUACCACCGAUGAUUUUCCACUGCCAGUUCUCCACCAGCAUUUCUCCACUGGGGUUGUUUGAUCUCUGGAGACUAUU
Molecule: messenger RNA, 557 nt
Organism: Chiloscyllium plagiosum (whitespotted bambooshark)
Lineage: Eukaryota; Metazoa; Chordata; Chondrichthyes; Orectolobiformes; Hemiscylliidae
Source: RefSeq, a predicted model, not a curated record